AUGUCUCCAUCUCAGAAGUCACAAGAAUCUGAAUAUGUUGAGCCUGGUUUUCUUCAUCGUCUAUUUCUUACUUGGUGGCUUGGUCUUCUCAAGUUAGUGGCUCAAAGACCUCUAACCCCUGAAGAUCUUUAUCCACUGCCAGAUGAAUAUAAGGCAGAAAACCUGGUUCAACGACUUGAAAAAACUUGGUCACAAGAACUAAACGACGCAAACACAGAUGGCAGACGGCCCAAACUAUGGAAAGCUAUUCUUCGUGUCUUGCCAAUGAAACACUAUUUAAAAACGGCGACCUUGGGACUGGCAGAAGUGUUCGCGUUGUAUGCGCUAAUAUUCUUUCUUUGGCUGUUUUUUGAAUAUCUGCAAGGCGAAUCGCAUAUGGAGAAGUGGCAUCCUCCUGUUAUUGUAUUAGGUAUUGGUCUUUGCAGCUAUCUCAGGGCGUUUACCUUCCGUCAUAGUAUAUAUGUUACCUUAAACAUUGGCAUGCAGCUAAAGGUAGCUGUAAUUGGGAUCGUCUACAAACCGAUUCUUUUAAUGACAGACAGUGGUAUACAAAGAGCUACCUCAGGGGCGAUCAUGAACCUAAUAUCCAACGAUGCACAACGAAUGGAAGAGCUAAUAUAUACAUUUUUAUUGACUGUCAGUGGCUUUUUGUCAAUUCUAACUGGAUUUCUUCUAUUGUGGGCACUAGUUGGUUGGCAGUCUUUAUCAGGAACAUUGGUUUUAGUUCUAUUUUUAAUCAUUCAAACUGGUUUACUAAAUGCUUAUGGAAAAUUACGCUACAAGCAAAAACAAGCAACUGACCAUCGUCUAGCAGCAGUCAAGGACGUCAUUUCAGGAAUACGAGCUGUCAAGAUGCAUGCAUUGGAAUGGAAAUUCAGCGAUAGAAUCAUGUCUUUGAGAAGAAACGAAGUUAUUCAGCUUCGUCUCCUUGGUGCAUUCUCCGCCCUCCCGGGUUCACAGAUCUUGACACUGCCGCUGCUGGCAACGCUUGUAUCUAUUGCAACGUUAAUCUACUCCAGUGUUCUUACCAAUGUGGUCAAUGUCUUCACUGUAGUUUUAAUGUAUAGUGUAAUAGGAAUGGAUGUUGCCUUCUCGUGUAACUAUAAUUUAAUAGAACUGGCACAUAGUUUUACAUCUAUAAAGAGAAUACAAGAAUUUCUCAUGAUCUCGAGAGAUUCGUGGAACCACCAGACUAUCAAACAUCAGAAAACCAUAUCGCUGAAGGCGGGCCUCAUAAAUCGUCUCAAUGACAUUUUCUGUGAGAGGAUAGUUCUAAAACAGUCCAAUACAUGCACAGCGUAUUCUUUGUUAAACAAUGAUGUUAGUUACAAUAGCAAGGAAGAUGUGCCAAAUGAUGUCACUGAAGGUAUUGCACCAAAUGUCACAGUUAAGAAGAUGUCAGCAGGCUGGUUUGAAGAUUACGAACAGUGUACCUUGCACGAUAUUUCCUUUAGUACAGAAACAAACCAGUUGCUAAUGGUUACAGGACCUGUGGGGAGUGGCAAGUCCACGUUAUUAAUGGCUAUCUUAAGAGAGAUUCCUAUCAAGUCGGGAAAUAUCUCUACUCACGGAAAAAUCGCUUAUGUCAGUCAAUAUCCCUGGAUAUUUACUGGCACAGUACGCGAUAAUAUACUCUUUGGACAAAAGUUUGAUAAACACAGAUAUCAAAGAGCCAUAGAUGUKUGUGACCUUAAUGAAGAUAUCGGCCGUUUUCCCAACGGAGACAUGAGUUUGACUGGGCAGCGAGGCGUCACUUUGAGUGGUGGCCAACGUGUACGUGUUAGUUUAGCAAGAGCAGUCUACUCUAAUGCUGAUGUUUAUUUGCUUGAUGAUCCACUGAGCGCUUUAGAUGUCAAGGUCGGUAAAUACAUCCUGGAUGAAUGUAUCUGUAAUCAUCUGUCAAGUCGGAUACGAAUUCUAGUGACGCAUCAACUUCAACAUCUCYACCGAGCUAACAAGAUCUUGUUGAUGAAAGAAGGUCGUUUAAUGGCUCAGGGUUCGCAUAAACAGCUUAUCAGUGAGGGUUUGAUUGGAGAUGAUGUGGAAUAUGAUACAAAAUCAGAAAACUUGAAAGAAAAUGCAGAGGAUGAGGUAAACGUGAAGUGCAAGACAAUCCUAGAAAACUCUUGUAGCGAUAUUGAAGAGGAAGAUGAAGAUAGACAACUGGGAACAGUAACGUGGCAGGUUUAUUGGAAGUAUCUGAGGUCAGGACUACAUCCUGUGCUGUUAACGUGCUUUGCAUUGUUUUAUCUGGCAGUCCAAGCAAGCAUACUGGCUCCGCAGUUGUGGCUUUCCCGAAUUGUCAAACUACCAAAACAUCAACAGAAGGGCUUUGAAGCUCUUGGAAUGCUCGCUAUACUUGUUACUGUUGCUUUUGUCUUGUGUUAUUUAAGAGAGCUGUGGUUCUACAACAUCUUAGUCAAUGCUUCCAAGAACCUUCAUGACAAGAUGACKCUKRCAGYWUUGAAGGCUCCKGUCUUGUUCUUYGAUACAAACCCUCUAGGACGAAUAAUCAAUCGUUUCUCGAAAGACAUUGGUUACAUGGAUAAUUUGAUGCCUGGAAACCUUUUAUUUGCAACCGCGCUGUGCACAACUGCGGUCGGUGUCGUGGUGCUAUCGUUGAUCACUAACAUUUGGAUUAUUUUUGCUGUUGUUCCAUUGUGUUGUUUAUUAUUCUGCAUCUGCUAUUAUUACCUGAGAGUAAUUCGUGACUUGAAGAGAAUGGAAUCAAUACAGUGCAGCCCAAUCUACGCCCAUGCUGCUGAAACUAUCGCAGGGCUAGCAGUCGUUCGAACAUCACACAUGCAAGAGAACUUUCUGGAAAUAAUGUUCAGGCUUCAAGACGAAUACUCUAAAAUUCUUUAUGUGACCAUAGCAGCUAAACUGUGGUUUAAUAUCAACACCGACUUGUUGUUUGCAACACUUCUUACUGCGAUUGCUGGAAUCGUCUGGGCCACUAACAUGGACAAAGCUUUGGCUGCAAUGUUGCUUAGUCUAGCACUUGGCCUUGAGUCCUCGGUUGCAUAUGCGCUCAUGCAGAUUCCUGAGAUAGAAAACCAAAUGACGUCAGUUGAGAGAGUCUUGAGCUACACCAACUUACCUGAAGAACCAGGAUACAACAGGAACGCACAGCCACCUGAGGACUGGCCUACGAACGGGGCUCUGAGUUUACGCAAUGUCUCUUUAAUCUACUUUGAAGGCGGGCCUCGUGUUCUUAAAGAUAUCAGCCUCGAUGUGAAACCUGCUGACAAAGUAGGCAUUGCAGGACGAACAGGAGCGGGCAAGUCGUCCCUCGUGGCAUCGUUGUUUCGUAUGCCGGAUCCUGAAGGUGGGGUGUAUAUUGACGGCGUUGAUCUUGGCACCAUUCAAGUACAGGCUGCUCGACGUUCCAUGGCUGUCAUUACACAAGAUCCUGUUUUGUUUAUCGGAAGCCUCAGGCAAAACUUGGAUCCAUUUGACAGCCUGACAGAUUUGCAACUGUGGACCGCUCUCGAUGAGGUCCAACUAAAGCAAAAAGUGCAAAGUCUAGAUGGCCAGUUGGAAUACCCAAUAGGAGAAGGAGGGUCAGGUCUCAGCGCUGGAGAAAGACAACUCCUAUGUCUUGCUCGGGCGCUACUACAGAAGUGUCAAAUACUUGUACUGGAUGAGGCCACGGCUAAUAUUGACUAUCAAACAGACCAAAUGAUACAGCAAACCAUACGAAACAAGUUUACUAAGUGUACUGUGCUGACUAUUGCUCAUCGAAUCAACACCAUUGUAGAUUAUGACACGGUUGUCGUCCUUGAAGACGGUCAGGUCGUUGAACACAAUGAUCCCCGGGUACUGACAGUAAAGCAGAACAGUAUAUUUGCUAAGUUUCUAUCAAACAGUCUUGUUGCCGAUGAUAUGUGAACAUAAGAAGUGUAGCAACAAUGUUUUAUUACCGGUAGUGUAUAUUUCACUAUAAUUACUAUUUAUUGCUCAGGCCCGCAUUGUUUUCUUUUAUGCACUUACUAACCAUGUUACAGACCAUCAUCAUCCAUAAAGGACACUUCAUUAAUACUAAUAUUGCUUUCUACUCAAAUUAAUAUCUAUAAUGCUUUCAGCAAUGUCAGCACACACAUUAUUAAUUUUUCAAAAACGUAUGAAUGAUUAAUGAGCAUUUUAACCAAUUAGAGCGACCAACAUGUCACGUGAAUAGACCGUUAAAACCAAUGAAGGUCUCUUCAUUAGUAUUCAUCUUAUAAAGCAUACUAAUAAGACUUUAUAUAAAGUCUCAUCCUUAUCAAUAUUCUUUAUAUAUAAAGUCUUAUCGUCAUUAGUAAUCUUUAUGUAAAAAAAUACGACGACCUUAUCAUGGGGGAGCAUCCACGUUUAGAUGAAGACUUAGAGCCUCACCAUCUAGUGCCCCUGUCCUGAGUUGGGCAUGUUGUCUUCAACUUGUGGAAGCCCUUUUUGCACCCUACCCCAUGGCAGUGACGUACAAACUUCACUGCGCAUGACAAUGCAGUACAAACGACUAUCAAAAGUAUAAUAGUAAAGGCUCGCGAAGUAUCUCCCUCGUUUGUGUAUUAUACCUAAGUUUUUGAAGUCGCUCAAUAAACUCGCAGAACGUGGUUUAUCAGGUCUGAAACCACUCGGCUACGCCUUGUGAUUCUAAACCAAAUAAAACACUACUGCUCGUUUAUUAAACAGUACAUAAUAUUACGUUGAGUAGACAGCAAUAUUAUAAGUAAUGCUAAAAUAGCCGACCACAGCAUUAACAAUAAUAAUAAAAAUAACUUGUCGUAUGAUUUUGCGCUCAGCAAUAAUCCAUGAUAUAUUACAGAGAGAAAACAAUAGGCUGGGACAUUGAAUAGUUAGAAUAUAUAUAAAUUAGUAUAUAGUUAUUAAUCAAUCAUGUUUUAAAAGGUGUGUUUUGAGUGUUUUCUUAAAUAAAUCUA
Actinia tenebrosa (Australian red waratah sea anemone) is the source of this 4922-nucleotide messenger RNA. Its product is annotated as ATP-binding cassette sub-family C member 4. Gene Ontology annotation, molecular function: ABC-type transporter activity; ATP hydrolysis activity; ATP binding. Gene Ontology annotation, biological process: transmembrane transport. Gene Ontology annotation, cellular component: membrane. The record is from RefSeq and is a predicted model, not a curated record. NCBI's taxonomy places the organism in Eukaryota, Metazoa, Cnidaria, Anthozoa, Actiniaria, Actiniidae.